Molecule: messenger RNA, 1147 nt
Organism: Ctenocephalides felis (cat flea)
Lineage: Eukaryota; Metazoa; Arthropoda; Insecta; Siphonaptera; Pulicidae
Product: metaxin-1
Exons: 7
Coding region: 76-1035 (319 amino acids)
Biological process (GO): mitochondrion organization
Cellular component (GO): SAM complex
Source: RefSeq, a predicted model, not a curated record
UCACUAACUACAAGUAAUGUUGUAAAUUUAUAAACAAUUGUAAAAGAGGUUAGAAUUAUUUUAAAUUGUGCAAAAAUGGAGUUAGAUAUUUGGCGAGCCGAUUGGGGCUUACGCUCUGUAGAUAUAGAUUGUCUGAGAGUUUUGGUGUAUUCAAAAAUUAUUGGUUGUCCCUUGAAAAUAUGUGAAACAAACAACCCAUUUAGAAGUCCUAAAGGUCAGUUACCUGUUUUGAGAGAUGGACGUAAAAGGUUCUGUGGUUUCGAUGAUAUAAGGAGUUAUUUAAGCUCUCAGGGAUAUGGUUUGGAUAGAUCAGUAGAAACUUCGGAGCAUAGUAAUGCUGUAGCAUAUCAUGAGCAUAUUAAAACAAAACUACUACCAGGUUUGCAGUACGUCUGGUGGAUUGAUACAAAGAACUACACAGAAUUUGUCAGACCCUGGUACGCCAAAGCACUGCCUCUCCCUUUAAAUUACAUAUAUCCUGGCAGGUACGAACGCCAAGCCAAGGCUUACAUGGAAAUUGUGUACGGUGAAGAAUUAACACCAAAACAACUAGAAGAAAUUGCUUAUGCAGAUGCACAAAAAUGCAUAUCAAUGCUUUCAGAAAAAUUAGGGAACUCUGAGUUCUUCUCUGGUCUAAAACCAAGUUUGUUGGAUGUAAAUAUUUUUGCCUAUCUUGCGCCUCUGUUGAGAGCACCUUUGCCUUCAAACGCUCUGCAAAAUUAUCUUAAGCAUUGUGAUAAUUUAGUCAAAUUUAUUAACAGGAUAUGCGAGAUGUAUUUUCCAGAAAUACAAUCAGAAUACAUCCAAUCGCAAAAGAAAUUAGCCGAAGAGACCAGAAGAAACAUGCAAAAGGCUCAUGAAAAAGGUCAAGGUGAUGCUGAUGACUUCCCUCACAAGACUCGUUCCUUCUUUCUGGCCGGUAUAGUUGCAUUUGCAGCCAUGGCCGGUUAUGCUUUGUCUUUAGGAAUUUUACAAAUUUCAACAGAAAGUGGUGAUUCUUAUCCGCACGAGAUCAUCGAUGAUGAUGAUGAAUAACAAAGACUGUGGCACCAUUAAAUACCUCGACUAGUCCAUUGUGUACUUUUUAUGAUUCCAAGCAGUAUAUUUGAUAGAGAAAUAUAUUAUUAUAAAUUACACCUUUUGAACU